Messenger RNA from Brassica napus (rape), 2173 nucleotides. RefSeq lists its product as uncharacterized. The transcript has 5 exons. The record is from RefSeq and is a predicted model, not a curated record. Lineage: Eukaryota; Viridiplantae; Streptophyta; Magnoliopsida; Brassicales; Brassicaceae. Bases 1773 to 2096 code for a protein of 107 amino acids.
CGUGAAGAUUGUGGAGCUUUUAGAAGUUUACAUGUUCACAAAUCAUAAAAUAUGAUGUCUUAAAUUUGGAAACAUAGAGUUAAGAUUUGCUUUGUAAAUGAAUAUGCAUGGUAUUCUUUCCUGUUCUUUUUUUUUUUUUUACAUAAUUCUUUCCUGUUCUUGUUCUGCAGCAUCUCGUUCUACAGUUCGUAACCAGACUCCAGUAUUGGCAUGUAAGAAUUUAUGGAUCGGCCAGUGCUUAUAUGCGCUCACAGUAGGUGAAGACCUGGGGGGGGGCACAUGCCCCCAUCUCUUUUUCUAUUUUUCUUUCUUAAUUACUAAUUUUGCAAUGCUCCUCUCAUUCUUUUUUUUUUGCGUUCAACUAGCUCCUCUAAUUCUGCAACUAAAUAUGAUGAAAUAAAAUUAUGUGCUCCGUCUAAAAUAAAUGGUCUCUUCAGAGGCGGAUCCAAAAUUCUUUUUAACAUUCAGUUCAAAAAAAAAAAAAUUCUUUUUAACAUGGAUCAAAAAACGUUAAUGGUAAAAAAAAGAAGUAAAAAUGGGUAUCAGGUGAAGUUGAACCAUGAUUAAUGGGUGUCAGCUUUGUAGAUUAUACCAAUAGAGCUAUCGACUCUUUAACAGUUUCUUUGAAACAAAUCAAACUUUUAUUAUUUAAGAGGUGUCAGUUGGUUUAUUAACUAUCUAAGAGGUGUCAGUUGACCCACCAUGUACCUCUGGGCCUCCUUGGCGUGCCACUGUAUGCUCAUUGAGGUGCACAACAUCUACAAGUAAAAGUGGGAAUGUUGUUUAUUUGAUAAAAGAGAAUCCUUUUCGAAUCGGUCCAAAACGUCACUCAACAUGAUAUAAGAUGUAAAACAUUCUACAAAAUGUUGUAUAUCAUUUAUGGGGUAGGGGUUAUUCGUGUGUGUUGUGUUACAUAUUCGUAUUGAUGGGACAGCAAGAUCACUACAAAUAUACGAGAUAAUCCAAUAAGCCUCAAGUUAAAAGCCAAUAUAAGCCCAUUUCCUUUCUAAACCCGGAUCCACAUGCCCGCCCAGAGAAUCUUCUCCCUACUCUGACGUACCGUACUAGUUGAAAGGGGAAAGGAUCAUAAAGAGAGGGGGGAGUCAUGGGAGAUGUUAACGUAGACGACGACGCAAUUCUAAAAUCAUUCCUCGCCGAGGUCGGUGAAGUCGAGAGGGACAAAAAAGUCGUCAGGUUCCUUUUCCUAUGCCUCACUCUAGCUCCCUGAUCUGACCCUUGUCUAAGCGUUAUUAUUUUAUUCAUAGUGCGUUAGGAUUUCUAAUGUUCUAAGAUAUUAGCUUAAUAAAUAUCUUAAGACCACGACCGUUACUUACUUAGGAACUGUCUGAACGAUCAAGAAAGAGAUUAUAUUCUCACCCAAGUCCAUGCUGCUAAAGGUUAAGAUUAGAUGAGGUUUUAUAGUCUUCUUGGAUCCAUGUUUUUACCUGUUUGUUGGGUUACUAGAGUUCUUAAAAACCCAACAUUGUGGAGACGCAUGUGUACACAUAGUGUUACAUCAUUUGAACGUUAUACCAGAAUCUGUAAUUUUCUUUCUGUCUCGUGACAGCCUUCUUUUCUUGAACUGUGAAACGCAGAAGAGCUUAAGAUGAAGAGGAAAAAAACAGUUAAAGAAAGAUACCGCCUCAAAAAUAAAGUCCCGGGUCGAUGAGGGAAAGGAUGAGCAAAUAUAUGAGCAAUCUGAAGAGUUUCAGAAGGAGCUUAAGUUAAAGGUCCGAGAGAUACUAACAGACCAAGAGUGGCGUAGGAGAAAAAUGGCCAUGAGGAUAUCAGAAGAAGAGAGAAGACUGAAGAAGGAUGAAGAAGAACAAAAGGAGAUAUGGAAGAAAAAGCGUGAGCAUGAAGCACAGUGGGAAGGAACUAGAGAAAAAAGGGUAUCAAGCUGGAGAGACUUCAUGAAAGCAGGAAAGAAGGCCAAAAAGGGAGAGACACGUCCUCCAAAAUUGAAGACAGAUGAUCCAAACAAAGGCCGGUCAAGAAAGGCUGAUCUCUUUGACUCUUUUUUUGCUGAUCUCACACUUGUUCCGAGUACAUCACAACUUUUUCUUCUUUAUCAGAAACAUGGAAGAGUUAUAUAAAUUUAUCUCAGUUCUCAAACGCUUAUUUACCUUUUAACUUUUGUAUUGAAACAUGGAAGAGUUAUUAAUUGCUCACU